AUGAUUCUGGCCAUGUGUUGGGUUCCUCGGGGGGCGGCCAAGACCCUCCCCACGGUAUACAAGGCCUCCGAAGAAGAAAUGCGGGGCCUUCUGGGCAGCAUGUCGUUGAAUGGGAAGGGAAGCGAGCCUGAAGUGGAGGCGGAGGCUGAAGGAGAGGACGAGAUCUCUAAAAAGUACAACCUGGAUGACUACGACGACGAGGGCGGCGGCGUGUUGGGUGUGGCGGAGGACGUGGUGUUCCAGAAGAACGAGGACGACCCCUACAUCACCGUGCGCGAUGAGGACGACACGGACGACCUGGACGACUUCACCAUCCGCACCACCGAUGCGCUGCUGGUGACGGGGACGGCCGAGGACGACUACAGCCACCUGGACGUGCACAUCUACGAGGAGCCCGACGACAACCUCUACGUCCACCACGACAUCAUGCUCCCCACCUACCCGCUCUCCCUCGCCUGGACCGACUCUCUCCCCGGACGCACCCAAGGUGGGGGCAAGGGCAGCUUCGUGGCCAUCGGCACCUUUGAUCCGGCGAUCGAGAUCUGGGACCUCGACGUCGUCGACGCCCUGCAGCCCACGGCGGUGCUGGGUGGCCUGAUCCACGAGGAGGCGCCGCAGCACCCGAGCAAGGCGCGCAGGCAGGGCAAGAAGAAGAAGCAGAGGCCGCAGCUGCGGGCGGGUUCGCACACGGGGGCGGUGCUGGGGCUGGCGUUCAACCGGCACCAGAGGCACGUGCUGGCGUCGUGCAGCGAGGAUGCGACGGUCAAGCUGUGGGACGUGGGGCGAGCGGAGUGCCUGCAGACGUACGGGUACCACAAGGACAAAGUGCAGGCCGUGCGCUGGCACUGCGAGGAGUCGUCGGUGCUGGCCUCGGGCGCCUUCGACCGGCAGCUGUGCAUCCUCGACGUGCGCCACCAGUCCCCGGCCACCUCGUGGACCCUGCCGGCCGACGUCGAGGCCCUCGAGUGGAACCCGCACUCCCCCAGCCAGCUCCUGGUCUCCACCGAGGACGGCCUCGUCUCCUGCUACUCGGUCGAGGCCGGCGCCAAGCCCCUCUGGACCUUCCAGGCCCACGACAAGUCCGGCAAGCUCUUCUGCGGCGCCUUCUUCGAAGACUCGCCCUACCUGCUGGGCGUGGGCGGCAAGAAGGGCCUCAAGAUCUACAACAUCAACGAAAUGGAGGGCAUCCGACAGCGCUUCGGCCAGACCCCCACCCCUGCCCCCGCCCCCAGCACCGAGUGA
Molecule: messenger RNA, 1242 nt
Organism: Acanthamoeba castellanii str. Neff
Lineage: Eukaryota; Discosea; Longamoebia; Acanthamoebidae
Product: WD domain, Gbeta repeat containing protein
Exons: 7
Coding region: 1-1242 (413 amino acids)
Biological process (GO): rRNA processing
Cellular component (GO): nucleus
Molecular function (GO): protein binding
Source: RefSeq, a predicted model, not a curated record